CCUUUUCGUGUUAGCAAAUAUUACUAGUUGCAUCUGUGUUGCAUUUAGUAGUUGAAACAUGCUGCAGUACUCAGUGUUGAUUCCUGUGCCAUGAUGACAAUGAGCAGCAGUUGACACUUUGCCGUAAUUAACCCAGGAAACUUUGCCCUCAUUUGACUGACACUGCUUGGUGCAGCUCCCCAGGAUGGGCUGUGUUAAUUCCAAGGAGAACGGGAAUGCCGGCAAUCCUAAUUCCAGCAGCAGUGCCGAAAAAGAUUUUAAAUCCAUGUCAACAGAACAGCUGGCAGAGGAGUUGAAAACAGCUGUUGACAGAGGAGAAGGCAAAACAGCAGUGAGUAUCAUCUGUGCCUGUAAAGAAAUGCCAGUUGCGCUGAAUGAAGCAUUCAAAGAGAAAUACCAGCAGAGCAUUCCAGAAGCAUGUGCCCACAAACUUCAAGACCCUGUGAAAUUUGGACUCACUUUAUUAUUUGAGGAAACAGUCAAGGCCAGUGCAGUUUACCUGAAAGAAUGCAUUGAACACAGAGAUUUGGAAAGUCUGUGUGAGAUGUUUGCGAGCUGUGAUGAGGAAGAUGUGGAGGGUUUUAGUGCUGAGUUUACAAAACAGUGUGAAGGACAAACCCUGGCUGAUGCAUUACAAAAUGGAAACUUUGGAGAUGAAGACACUGUUGAAGCUUUAAGGUCACUGAUAGAGUUUCAGAGUAGCAGGGAAUCCAAUGAGUGUGUUGAAACUGAAACUGUCAUAUCAGCUGUAGAGAGUGGGAAUCUCUUUCAUGGAGACAAAGUCUUCUUUAAAUUAUUAUCUAAUAGUGCAAGAAAACACACCAAAGAGGUUUUUGAGUCCUAUUUAAAGAGAUGUCAGAGAGACAUAACAGUAGAGAUAGAGAAGCAUUACUGUGAUACAAACCUGAGUGAGGCAAGGCAAAAUAUGUCAGUUAUAGCUCAAGUGAUCCGGACAGCUCCCCUGUACUAUGCCCAGACACUCCAGCGACUGCUUCCUUCCCAGGAGGUCCACAGUAUUAACAGAGCUCUGUACAUCAUAGUAUGGUCUCAUCACAAGGGCAUUCUAACCUCUGUGAUGGAGAACUAUGAAAGCACACACUUCACUCAGCUGAUGAUGGAUGUGCGUUCUCAGUGUAAGAACGCGGAGGCAAGACAGCUGAUGGUGAACAUACUACAGAGACACAAGGCAGGACUACUGAACUAG
Lingula anatina is the source of this 1204-nucleotide messenger RNA. RefSeq lists its product as uncharacterized. Gene Ontology annotation, molecular function: calcium ion binding; calcium-dependent phospholipid binding. The record is from RefSeq and is a predicted model, not a curated record. NCBI's taxonomy places the organism in Eukaryota, Metazoa, Brachiopoda, Lingulata, Lingulida, Lingulidae.